Rhipicephalus microplus (southern cattle tick) is the source of this 4143-nucleotide messenger RNA. RefSeq names its product protein CIP2A homolog L. Lineage: Eukaryota; Metazoa; Arthropoda; Arachnida; Ixodida; Ixodidae. The record is from RefSeq and is a predicted model, not a curated record.
AAGCUUUUAACAUACGUCACAUUGUUAGUUUCGUUGACCAAUCGGCGCCUCGAGGCGCAACGCACGCGGCAUUUAAAUCCGCGAACGUUCCGAUCAAGCGUGGUUUUGGCGCCGGACCUAUUCGAACCGCAUGUGUCAACACCGCGCUUCGUUCGCAGUCCUGGGUGGAUCCUUUUCUAGCGUGCAGCUGUCAUGGAAGUCGCCGACGUCGCCCGAUCGUUCGUCCAGUCGUGCACCCUGCAGCCGGCGGCGCACGAAGAUUCCACCUCCCCGUCGUCGUCGUCUUACGCUCAGCGACAACUGGACGUCCUCAAUGGCAUGCUGGGCUCGCGUGACUUGACCUUCUUUGCCGGACGCAGCCGGCUGGCCCAUGAAUGUGUCACGUGCUGCGUAUCCAUCCUCUUCGAUGUCCAGCCGAACCUACAGCUCUGCAGCAAAGUUUUGACCUUGUUCCAGCAUCUGGCCAAAGAUCCACAGCUGCUGGAGUGGCUGCACGAAGAGUUCGAGCUCCACUCCGCGCUUGCGGAGUUCUUCCAGAACCGCGCCAUCGAAGACAAUGUUCCGAUGCAACUACAGGUCAUCCAGCUUCUGCGAGACCUCUGCUACAGACAUCAGGUGACGCUGACAGAAUCCAAACUUGGCUAUCUCGGCGAUUUUCUAUUCAAACGCAUGGAUAUGGGGACUGACGAGCUGUUUGUGCCGUGCUUGGAGCUGCUCAACCAUCUGUCGUGGAGCACGAGUGCGCAGCAGUACAUGAAGAUUAUGCCACAGCUACCAAAGUUGUGUCGGGCGCUGGUGCCAAUGACCACAUUUGACAACAGCUGCGUGGUCAUGCACACACUGGCCAUUUUCGCGAACCUCUCACUCGAUGAGUUCAUCAGCAACAAGAUGUUCAGUCAAUCAAUGAAGCAGACGCUUCAGAUUCUCCUGUGCACGGUUGUGGCGAGCAACAUCGCAGCCAGGAGGAUCGCCACAGACAUCAUCGAAGACCUUCUUAACCACCCGGAGCGCAGGGCCUGCAUACUCAAGUACCACAAGAUGAUGGUCUCCUGUGCAUCGAAGGUGGCCGAGAAACAAGCACAGAGAGAAUCUGAGGACUUGCGGACCACCAUCAACCUCCUGGCGAUCGUCUUGUCGGUGCCAGAGUUUCUGGAGGGAUACGUUGGCCGGACGCCGAGCACGAUUGAAGCCCUGCUGUCUCUGCUUGUCGAUGCUAUCGAGACAAAUGCCAAUUUGCUUGACGUGGUGCACACCAGCAUCAAGCUGGUCACGCUGCUCACCAAGGAGAUGAGCACGCAGAACCUCCUGGUAGCCCACAAUGCGCCUGUGACGGCUUUUCUAAAGGCAGUCGCGGUCCUUCUGGUCUCCCUCCAGGACCGGGAAGUCGAGGGCCUCUACUUCGCCCCAGAAAUGUACCUGGCCUGCCUGCGCUUCUUUCACACCCUCAUGGACUCGGGUAUCUGUGGCGAGACAAUCAUCAAGCAGUGUAUGACCAUGGAGCAAAUCAGGGCCCUUCUGAAGCCGUACCUUGCAAAGGACCCUCAGUGCCUCCAGGAUGCGUGCAUCAUCAAGCAAGUGGAGGUUGUGACCACAUGCCUAGACUUUCUACGGCAGUUCAUGACCAAACUCGAAAAUGCCGAAGAGUGUCUUCAGGAACUCCUCCAGGAACCCACGACUUCAAGCUACCUGUCAGUAGCCCUGUGCUUGGGCAAGGAGGAUGUGGUCAUGCCAGCCUUCAACCUCACGAUCAUGGCAAACUUUCAACAGAACUUCAGCCGUGAACGGUUCGUCCAGUCCCUGGUGUCAGUCAAUCGCAAGCGCAAGGCCCUGGAGUCUCCCGCGAAGCGAGACAAGCCUUCCCCACCACGGCACAUGACGAGAACGCUGUCACGCUCUGCCGCGCCCGCCAACAACAACAGGCGACUCUCUGUUGAAAACAGCAUGGAGAGGAUUACGCGGAAGCUGGAGCAGAGCUUCGAGGCGGGAGAGCUGAAGCAAUCUGAGAUUCUGGCCGUCUAUGAGAACAAGAUCUUCAAGCUCAAAGCUCGCGAAGAAGAGCUUCUGCAGCUGCUCGAGACGAAGACUGCGGCUCUUCAGCAGUCAGAUCGGCUGGUCACAAAGUACGCCUGCAUUGAGGCCAAGAACGAGGCUGAGGUAGAAGAGCUGCGCAGCCUUUUACGGUCAUCUGAGCGCCGCAUCGAAGACACCGAGGAGAGGAUGGUUGAGGUGGAGAAGCGCAGCGAAGAGACUGUGCAGAGCUUGAAAGCGUCGCGAGCCAAGGUGAAAGCAUUGAAGGCCCACGUGGAGGAACUCGAACAGAGGAAUAAUGACCUUGACGUGAAAGCGAAAAGGCUCGAAGUGGUCCUGAAAAGCCUGGAGUCUGCGCAGCAGGAGAUCCAGUCUCAGAAGGAGAUGAUUGCGAUGCUCCAGAAACACAACGAUUCCUUGAAACUCAAGCACGAAGCUCUGACCAAGGCAAACGAAGAGCUCGAGUUGGCCAACCAGAACCAAGAAAAGCUGCUCAAGGAGCACGAGGCCAAAAUGAAAGAUCAAGCAAGGUGCCUCCACAAGCUCCAAGGCAGCUUGGAUGAGAAGACAGCCCUUGUGAAGUCGGUCAAGGCUGAGCUCAAGAGUAUAAACGAGGCCAGCAUAGCACUGCAAAAAGAUAACAGUGCGCUGGAGCAACAGCUGCAUGCUCUCGAGGCCAAGUGUCAGAAGAAAGACGAGGAUCUCAAGAGCAAGUCCAGCCAGCUGACCAAGUUGACCGCUGAUCUGGACAAGCUGAAGAAGAUGCAGGAGAUGAUCCAGAGCAUCAGCGCUGGCAUCUUGUGACCCAGCGACUCGCCCAAAUAUUUGCGUCUUAAUUGUGUGUCAUUUGAGUAAUAUGACGAGUGCCUCGGCAUUGUAGCAGGUCGAUUUUAGUACUGUCUGCAUGUUAAUAUAAUAACGGGACAAACAAUGAAUCGUAUCCACUUGUUUCAGCAUAUUUAUUGUUCUGAUUAUUGUCACUCAGCAUUCCUAAGCAUGACCUGCGGUCCCGAUGAGGCUGGAGCAUUUUAUACAUCAAAGAAAACAGCAUGAAGUCGUUUUUCAUAUAUAUUUUAACUUUUGACUCUUCAUUUUUAAUAUUUGACUCUUCAAGCCCAAGGAAUUAUUCUUUGAAGGGCUGCUGCAUAAUGCAAGGCUUUUAGGGAGGAGACCAGAGAUAGUCCUGAUAGAACUGGCCUUAGUUCUGAUGCUCCAAUGGAGACGAGUUAGGUUGGUAGAGUGCAAAUAAAUGUCUGGGGGGACAUGCGCGCCAUGCGUUAUCAGGGUUCUAAACAACUUUUCUGUCACCACCCCUCCUUUGCUUGUUCAUGGGAGCAUUAUGGAGGACGAGUAAUAUCUGUGGGGCUCUGGCAGUAAGUGUGCGCCUUGAAUUACUAUGUCUGAUCGCGUGCACCUUAUUGUUAAGAGGCGAUCAGCGGAUGACUUGCACUGUGUUGUGCUCUCGUUGCAAAGUGUACUGGGCAGCGCGAAGGUCACUUUGCUCGCAGCGGCAGCCCUGUUUUUUAAACGAGUGAGCCGCUAGCUUUUUUAUAUAUUUAUUAUUAUUGUGAUAUCGGAAAUGAGGCAGCUGCUCAUAAUGUUCAUUUUCAAUACUAUACCCUACUGAAAUGUUAUGUAUGCUUUUCCUAUAAUUUCGUAUGCUUCUGUAAGAUUCCUCAGAAAAACGUAUGGAUUCUUGUUAAAAUACGGAAUCGUUAGAAUGGAAUACCGAAGAUUUCGAUAGGGAUUGUUUUCCUGUGCUGAACUGCUUCUCAGCAGCCUCAAAAUCAAAAAUUAUUAUGUCCACCUUGAAAAUUAAGUAGGAGGAAAAAGGCUUAGUUCACGUGACUUUCCGAGCAGCACCAGCUACAAGAAGAAAAUUGAGCGUUCGCAGAACACACACAUGCAUCUAAGCGUGUUCUUUUCUAUUCGCCUUUCUAAUGAAUGCUCCCAUGAUGCCGCCAUAAGUUUUCUGGGCUGUGAUCCAGCGAUUCACCCGAAUUUUAAUCUAAUUGUGUGCCAUUGUUUUAGUAAUAUGACUAGUACCUCGGCAUUGUAGCAGAUCAAUUUGUAGUAUAGUCUGUAUGUUAAUAAAUGUAUUAACCAUUAAUCAUA